Monoraphidium neglectum is the source of this 642-nucleotide messenger RNA. RefSeq names its product threonine dehydratase. The record is from RefSeq and is a predicted model, not a curated record. NCBI's taxonomy places the organism in Eukaryota, Viridiplantae, Chlorophyta, Chlorophyceae, Sphaeropleales, Selenastraceae. Bases 1 to 642 code for a protein of 213 amino acids. Gene Ontology annotation, molecular function: threonine deaminase activity. Gene Ontology annotation, biological process: L-threonine catabolic process. The transcript is spliced from 5 exons.
AUGAACUUUGACCGCUUGCGCCUGGUGUCAGAGCUGGUUGACGUGGGCUCCCUAGAGGCCAUGCUGGCAGCGCGCAUUCCUGACCGCCACGGCGCCAUUGUCGAGCUGCUGGCCAUGUGCACGGGCCCCGAGGGGGACCCACUGGACGUCACAGAGCUCAAGUACAGGUUUUCGGGAAACGAGGGCCGGCGCGGCACCGCGCGGCUGCUGCUAGGCCUGGGCUUGGUGCCGGGCGGCAGGCAGUGCGCAGACCUGCUCGCUCAGAUCAACCGCCGCGAGGGAUUCUACGCAACAGACAUCUCAGGGAUGGACCUGGCGCAGGUGCACCUGCGCCACAUGAUCGGCGGUCCUGCAGUGCUGGACGGUGGGGGUGAGGUGCAGGAUGAGGUCAUCUUCCAGGUGGACUACCCCGAGCUGUGCGGCAUGCUCCACAAGCUGCUGACACCCAUCAGCCCGCGCUGGGACAUCACGCUCCUGCACUUCCGCAAGACAGGGCAGCGCUCCGCCACCGCGCUGCUGGGCCUGCGCGUACCGCAGGGCGAGAUGGGCGCGUUGCAGGAGGCGGUGGCGGCGCUGAACGACGAGUUCCAGUUCAGGGAGCUGAGCGGGCGGGACCUGGAGAUAUUCAAACUGUUCGUGUAA